AUGGCGGAGAGUGCGGAACUGAAGCAAAUGGUGAUGAGCCUGCGGGUGUCAGAGCUACAGGUGCUGCUGGGCUAUGCUGGACGCAACAAGCACGGACGCAAACACGAGCUGCUGACCAAGGCGCUGCAUCUACUGAAGGCCGACUGUAGCCCCGCUGUGCACAUGAAAAUCAAAGAGCUCUACCGACGACGCUUUCCUGCCAAAAUGGUUUCCCACUCAGAGCUGGCCCUGUCCGGACCACACCACCCUGCCUCAGCGGGAAUGGUGGGAGGCGGGGGUGCUGCCCUGCCCUCUGGCCUGACACAGCUGGCUUAUGAGGGUCACGCCGGUCACGGCGGAGCCCCAUCACCCGCUGCCCUGCUGCCUCUCUCGCUGCUCGGCCCUGGGAAACACGAGCUGAGUGGGCUCUCGCACCACCUAGCCACCUCAGCCAAACGGCAUCCGGUCCAUCCAGAUGUCAAGCUCCAGAGGCUCCCCUUCUAUGACAUGCUGGACGAACUCAUCAAGCCCACAAGUCUAGCUUCAGACAACAGUCAGCGGUAUCAGGAGACAUGUUUCGCCUUUGCAUUAACACCACAGCAAGUCCAGCAGAUCAGCAGCUCGAUGGAUAUCUCGGGGACCAAAUGCGAUUUCUCAGUUCAAGUUCAGCUGCGGUUUUGCCUGUCGGAGACGAGCUGUCCUCAGGAAGACCAUUUUCCACCCAGUCUGUGUGUGAAAGUCAACGGGAAGCCAUGUAACCUGCCGGGUUAUCUUCCUCCAACCAAAAACGGUGUAGAGCCCAAGCGGCCCAGCCGACCCAUCAACAUUACCUCAUUGGUCAGAUUGUCCACCACUGUCCCCAAUACCAUCGUGGUGUCUUGGACCGCUGAGAUCGGAAGGAGUUACUCCAUGGCAGUCUACUUGGUGAAGCAGCAGUCGUCCUCAGUGCUGUUACAGAGACUACGAGCGAAAGGCAUCAGAAACCCAGACCACUCCAGAGCACUCAUUAAGGAGAAGCUAACGGCCGACCCAGACAGUGAAAUAGCCACAACCAGCCUUCGAGUGUCGCUCCUCUGCCCGCUGGGGAAGAUGCGGCUGAUGAUCCCAUGCCGGGCACUGACAUGCUCCCACCUGCAGUGCUUUGACGCCACACUCUACAUUCAGAUGAACGAGAAGAAGCCCACCUGGGUUUGUCCUGUCUGUGACAAGAAGGCCCCGUAUGAACACCUCAUCAUCGAUGGGCUUUUCGUGGAGAUCCUCAACAGCUGCAUGGACUGUGAUGAGAUCCAGUUUAAAGAGGAUGGCAGCUGGGCCCCCAUGAGGUCGAAGAAGGAAGUGCAGGAGGUCUCCUCCGCUUCUUACAGCAACGGCAUGGAUGGUUCGUGCAGAACGUCUGCGGCCUCAGAUCAGCGGAGCUCCUCUGCGUCCGGCCACGGCGGCGCCGACAGCAGCAGCGGCAAGAAAGUGGAAGUGAUCGACUUGACACUGGACAGCUCCUCGGACGACGAGGGCCAAGACUCACCGCCGCCUCUUCCUCCCUCUCUGCCGCCUCCUCCGAUCAAAAGACCGUGUCCCUCCCUGUCCCCGGCGUCGCCGCCCAUCACCAACAACGGGUCAGACACGUACUUUGAUCUUGGGAUUUCGCCUCCACACUCAUUUUGGGGUUCAAGCGGAUCACAUGGGAGCGUUUUGAACCUGCACCACCAGGCGUCCCCCGUUAGCCGCACUCAGAGUAUGCCAGCGAUGGACACCAGCUACAUCCCGCCUGUACCGCCACUCAUCCAGGACUACAGACCUUACUACCACACCCCCAACGACCUGCCAGAGUUGGAAUUCUUCUCUUUUGUUCGAGGCGACAAUCAGCAUUACAACAUGGUGAUGGCGGCAGCAGCCGCAGCCUCCGCCUCGGACGACCACGACCUGCUUCUCAACCGCUUCCUCCCCUACAGCGCCACCUCCCACCUGUUCCUCGACCAGUCGGGGGCGUCGUCGGCCACGUCGCUCAGCGCGCCGACCAACGGCGCGAGCAGCUCGGGCGGCAGCAGCAGCAGCCUGGUGUCGUCGAGCAGCCUCCGCGACACUCACUCCACGCACUCUUCCCACUUGGGUUCGCACUCGUCACUCACGCACCCCGGAGUGGUGGCCAGCCGCAGCAGCACCGAGGCGGCAGUGGCGGCCAUUUACGGCGGCAUACCUGACGUCAUCUCGUUGGACUGACUAGAGAGGAGUCGGGACUUCGCUUUGGGUCCAGCAGCGAUCCAGUAACGGACAGUUUUUACUGCAGGGUGACGUUUUUAGAUCCAGAAACUAGACUGGUCCACUGGACGCUUGUGGAGUCGCCGCGACAAGACUUUCUCGCAAAGAGUUUUUACAAAAACAAAAACAAAACACGACACGAGGAGUGGCACCGUGUACAGAGAACAAAAUAUAUUUUCCUCUUUAACUUUUGUACGUUAAAUCAAGACAUAUUAAGGAGAGUGAGCUGCUUCUAUCGCUGUUUUAAAGUGGACGACUGAGGAUUGUUCUGUUUUCCGUUUUCAGAGAAGCGUAAACGUGGUUUCCUUUCUCCUUCUCUUCUAAACUCUGUCCUGUUUGAAUUCUCUCCGUUU
Solea senegalensis (Senegalese sole) is the source of this 2588-nucleotide messenger RNA. RefSeq names its product E3 SUMO-protein ligase PIAS1-like. The coding region runs from base 1 to 2196 and encodes 731 amino acids. Gene Ontology annotation, molecular function: zinc ion binding; SUMO ligase activity; transcription coregulator activity. The transcript has 13 exons. Gene Ontology annotation, biological process: regulation of transcription by RNA polymerase II; protein sumoylation. NCBI's taxonomy places the organism in Eukaryota, Metazoa, Chordata, Actinopteri, Pleuronectiformes, Soleidae. The record is from RefSeq and is a predicted model, not a curated record.